Molecule: messenger RNA, 1193 nt
Organism: Oncorhynchus nerka (sockeye salmon)
Lineage: Eukaryota; Metazoa; Chordata; Actinopteri; Salmoniformes; Salmonidae
Exons: 6
Source: RefSeq, a predicted model, not a curated record
UUAUACUAUAUUACAGAGGCAGAUGUCUGCCAACGAGGCGAUUACACAUGCUCAAAAAAUGCCAGCUGUGUCAGAGAGGGACCCUCACAUUCAUGUGAAUGUAAGGCAGGAUUCUACGACGAAAACCCAACCGUACCGGGUACUGACUGCAAGAGAAAUAUCUCUCCAGGCGCAGAUCCAUGUAAAGGCUUGUGUUCAUCAUGUGCUCAGUGUGUGGUUGGUCCUGGAGGCAGCCAUGAAUGUAGCUGCUAUCCUGGUUUGAUAGAUCAGAAUCCUAUUAAUCCUGGGAAGCUAUGCAAAGAUCCUGUCGACUGUUUUGAUCAAGAAGAGGACAUUUGCUCAUCCCAAAAUCUAUGUCUUCCAUCCAAGUUUCUCUGCUCAUUGAGGAAGGUUUUCAAAUUAACAGCAGAAUUCAACUCUUGGAUCUUCAACUCCUCUCUGCACGACCCAGGAAGCGAUGCUUGGGCAUAUGCCUCUACAAAGAUCAUUAAAACUGUUGUCCCCAGAAUGCGGUUUGUUCUGUCAGAUUCAUCCUUUGACAUGACAGUGGUGGGCUUCCAGAGAGGUAGUGUGGUGGUCAGGAUGAUGUGCGGUUAUAAUGGGAAUACUACCGCUGAUGAAAGAACUCUCCAGGCUGCUCUGCAGGACACAAUCCGCAAACACUUGGACAACUCCGCCAUAGCUACCUUGAAAAGAGUUUCCCAGAUAUCAAUGGCCCCAGGAGCAGGCUGGAAAGUGGCGACAAUAGUCCUGGGAGUUCUGCUGGGCUUCACUUUGACAGUCGUGGUUGUUGUUCUGAUCAUCACCAUAGCGAGGAGAGCAGCUAGCAAGCUGACCUCAUAUAACAUCAAGCAAACAAAGCACAACAGACAAGUGGUGUCCGAUGACUACUUAGAAGGAUGUUAUUCUUAUCAGGUGUAGUUCAGGGAUUCUUAAAAAGACGAGAUAAUCUAAACUUAUUUUCACAAAUAUGUUUGAUAAUAUUAACAGAAGUAUCAGCUAUCACACCAUGUAAAGGAACAACCUCCUAAUACUUUAAAUGUUUCAUAAAAUGCAACUAACUCAACUCCGUCAGACACAAUAAAAGGCAUUCCAUUUUUACAUUUAUUGUUGAACAAGUGUUUAAUAAAGGCCUUGAUUGUUUAAUUGUAACAUUAGAUUAUUCAAAAAUUGUAAUACAAAUCUCCAAACGU